AUGUUGAAGUUAGGAGUCUUUGGUGGCUUAGCUGCCGUGCUCAGAGGCUAUUUUGCCUUUGAAUGGCACACGGUCGGUGCUGCAGUAGCGGUGGCAUACUUGGCGACUGGAGGGUGGAGGUUCGCUAAGGUUAUUGUACGGACACUCCCACGUGAUUUGCGAGGACUAAUUGCACUCGUCCGUCUUAGGUUGACUCUUAUGAAACGUCAGCGUAAUCGAGAACUGGUCCAUAAUGUAUUUGAAGCCCGCGCUAAACGACACCCAAACAAAAUUGCCUUUCGGUUUGAAGACCAGAGCUGGACCUUCAACGAUGUCAACAACUUCGCCAAUGCCAUCGCUAAUUAUUUCUUCGAGAAGGGUCUACAAAAGGGAGAUACGGUCGCUAUAUUCAUGGAGAGUCGGCCAGAGUUUGCCUGUUACUGGCUGGGCUUGUCUAAGAUAGGCGUUAUCGGAGCGUUGAUUAACUUCAAUCUGCGUGCGGAAAGUUUAGAGCAUUGUAUCAAUGUUGCUGGACCCAAGGCUGUGAUUUAUGGAGCUGAGCUUACAGACGCAAUCAGAGACAUCAGGCCCAAGAUAGGUCGCGAUGUAGCGUUCUACAGUACGGGAGGAUACCAAGAUGCUGGAUUCGCUGCUGUCAACCUUGACCCCGAAUUAAAGAAAACAUCAACUCUUCCUGCCCCUGUCAUACUUGGCCGCAAGUUUACAGAUAAGCUUUUCUAUAUCUACACUUCUGGAACAACAGGCCUACCUAAAGCAGCAAUCAUCACUCAAAUCAGGUUCAUGUACAUGGGAUACGGUAUCCGAUAUGGCUUCCACUGUAGAUUCGACGACGUGAUUUACAACACGCUUCCACUGUACCAUUCCGCCGGGGGGAUCGUUGGGAUGGCUCAGGUCAUCCUCAACGGAUCCACCAUGGCCAUCAGGAAGAAGUUCUCCGCUAGCAGAUUUUGGGAUGACUGUAUCAAGUACGAAGCAACGAUUGUGCAAUAUAUCGGUGAGAUAUGCCGUUAUGUCCUCGCUCAACCAGCUAAGCCAGUGGAUACUCAACAUAAAGUCAGAAUGGCUAUCGGUAACGGAUUCAGACCCCAGAUCUGGGAGGAGUUCCAGUCUCGCUACAACAUCAAAGAGGUAGCUGAGUUCUAUGGAGCAACGGAAGGCAACAGUAACAUCGUGAAUAUAGACGGCAAGGUUGGAGCUGUCGGGUUCAUCUCUCUGCUGGUCCCAUCCGCUCUGCCGAUCGUUCUACUCAAAGUGGAUGAAGGCACUGGUGAUUUAAUCCGUGGAGCCGAUGGACUUUGCAUCAAGUGUAAACCAGGUGAAACCGGCCAUUUGAUCGGCAAGAUCAAGGCAGGAGAUCCUAUUGCUGGCUUCGAUGGCUACGUCAACAGACAAGCAACAAGCAAGAAGAUCGCUUACGACGUCUCCAGAAAAGGAGACCAGGCUUUCCUCUCAGGUGACAUCUUGCAGAUGGAUGAAGACGGAUAUUUGUUCUUUAAGGACCGUUCUGGGGAUACUUUCCGUUGGCGUGGCGAGAAUGUCUCGACGUCGGAAGUCGAGGGUAUCAUUCAGAAACACAUCCAGCUGAACGAUGCAGUGGUGUAUGGUGUUGAAGUACCAGGUACAGUGAAAUAA
Messenger RNA from Asterias rubens (European starfish), 1632 nucleotides. RefSeq names its product long-chain fatty acid transport protein 4-like. The coding region runs from base 1 to 1632 and encodes 543 amino acids. Lineage: Eukaryota; Metazoa; Echinodermata; Asteroidea; Forcipulatida; Asteriidae. The record is from RefSeq and is a predicted model, not a curated record. The transcript is spliced from 9 exons. Gene Ontology annotation, molecular function: long-chain fatty acid transmembrane transporter activity; long-chain fatty acid-CoA ligase activity.